Molecule: messenger RNA, 4631 nt
Organism: Pteropus alecto (black flying fox)
Lineage: Eukaryota; Metazoa; Chordata; Mammalia; Chiroptera; Pteropodidae
Gene: ERICH5
Product: glutamate rich 5
Exons: 3
Coding region: 398-1639 (413 amino acids)
Source: RefSeq, a predicted model, not a curated record
CAGCCCUUCACCCUCUCCCCCGACAUCAUCCCUAUCUCUGCUUCAGAGGCCUUUUUCUUCUCUGCCUUUACCACGCCGCCCACCUUCUCCCCUCCUGGCUUCUUGGUCCUGUCCUCUUCUGCUUCGCGGCUCUCUGGCUUCUGGCACCCCGCGCGGCUGCGUUUCCACUCCAGGUGCGCGGCUCCCUGUCCUGCCCAGGGGCUCACGCGCGCCCCGCGCCCCGCUGUGCGCUUGCGCUCUGCAGCCGCGGGAGCAGGGCGCGCAGAAUCCGGAGGAACUUUUGAGGCUGCGGGGCCGUCGCUGGGAUCCAGGCUCCCGGGCCAACUCCGCGUGGGGCUGGGACGGGUGGCUGCACUCGCCCGCCGGCUGCACUGCUGCCCGUGGUAGCGUCGCCGCGAUGGGCUGCUCCAGCAGCGCCCUCAACAAGGCCGGCGACAGCGGCAGGCUCCGCAGCGGUGAGCAGAGGACCCAACCCCACCCCCUCCCGGGCCUCGGGAUUCAGGUCGGCUCGCUCUCCCGGGGGCCGAAAGCCGCAGAAGAAAGUGAGUCCUGCCUUGCCCAACCCAAACCAUGUACACUGGGAAGAGAAUCUACUAUUUAUGGCAAGGGACAAAAGGAAAGCCUUCCUCCAUUGGAGAAGCUCAAGAUUUCAGCGGUGUCUACAGCUAAUGGCGUUAAAUCUCUCCAUGAACAGCCCCUGGCAAAUGAUGCAGCAGGCCCUCCAGGAUCCAUGGAGGAGACUCAGCCUCUAGAGGGACCCAAGGAGUCUGGGCCGCCUCUGCCAGGUGGCCAAGAUGAUACUCCAGGAGCAGAAGAAAAGAAGGAAGACAUGGAAGCAGCGACAGAGGCUCAGCCUUCAGAAGGAACUGCUGAGACCAAACCUUUAGAAACAGAAGGCAAGCAUCAGCCUUCAAGGACAGCAGGAGAGAGGGACUGUCCUGGAGUAGUGGGAGGUACUGAGAAUCCACAAACGGCCAGAGAGAUGAAACCUCAAGGAAUAGCUGAAACCACCCCCUCUCUGGAAGCAGGUGGAGAACCACAACCUCAAGAAGCAAUGGGAAAGGAUAAACAGCCCCACCUCCUAGAAACAGUUCCCAAGGAGCCUGAAUCUCUAGAAAUAUUGGAAGGAAGUCAGCUUGUGGAAACAGCAGAAGAGCAGCAACUUCAAGAAACACUGGGAAGAGACAAGCAGUCCCAGCUUCUAGAAGCAAUUCCCCAAGAGAAUGGAUCUCCAGAAAUAUCGGAAAGAAGUCAGUUUGUGGAGACAGUGGAAGAGCAGCAUCUUCGAGAAACAAUUCCCAAAGAGAACAGAUCUCCAGAAACAUCAGAAGGAAGUCAGCUUGUGGAAACAGCUGAAAAGAAUGAUUUGACUCAUAAAAUUUCUGAAGGUCUAGGAAACAUGGAACAAAUCCAACCUGAAGGUAUAGUCGGAAUCAUGAAGCAUCCAACAGGAACUCUAAAAACAGGGACGAAUGUGGAAAUGGUUAGGAAGAUUCACACCAACAAAGAGGACCAAAACAUCGAAGGUGAGACAGGAGAAAAGGUUGAAACAAAGAUGGAGGAUGAGAAAAUAAAUGAAGAGGCUGAAACAAAAGAAGAAGAAACAGGAGAAGCUGUGGAUCUUUCGGCAACCACAUAGAUAGCUAUGGUGAUGGAACAGUGAAUCUUCUCUAACACGGCGCGUUACAACAGAGAAGACAGGAAAAUGUAGUGAAGCUUGUGGUUAGAGAUCUUAUCUUUCAGCAUCUACAUGUUUUAUACAAGGAGCGUCGUUAUCAUGUUCUUGAUUACAUUGUUCCAUAAAACUGCUAAGCUGUAAAUAGUUUUCUUAGCUACGUAGAAUAGUUAUACAUUUAAAACUACAAUAGCCAGAGCCAAUAAUAACUAAAGUAUAUGAUCUUUUAAGAGUGUAAGGGUGUUUUCUUCAUUGUGGCAAUGGGUCCAUUCAGUAUAGAAAAUGAGACCCUAAAAUUAAAAUAUAAACCUUUAGGGAUAGUGAUUGGAGGUAGGAGUUAGCAAAUCUUUGAAAGUUCAGGAUAAUAAAGUGACACAGUUAUAGUUACAGUGGAAUAAGAAUAAGAAUGAACAACAAAACAGGGCAAUCUCUAUUUAGUAUGUCUUUCCUAGCACAGAAUUUAAAGGUAGUAGAAACCUUAGAAAGUAUGUCAUCUAAUUACUUUCUCAUCUUAAGUCUAUCUACUACCAUAGAGCCUUGCUUAUCAUGGGAUGUUAAAUGUUAACAUUUAAUGUUAACAAAAUCCUUGUCAAAGGAAUGCAGACUCUGGUGCUGUUGCAAGAUUAGGCAUUUUCACAAUGAAAAGCUUCAUGUUUUCCAUGUGCCAUUUUGAAUCAGCUAUUGAUUUUACACUUAUGUGAAGUGUUUCAAUCGGUAUUAUCGUUUUGAUUGACAUUUAAGGUUUUUUAAAUUAAUUGGAUUUUAAAUAUAUUUUUAGAGGCAACAAACAGCAAGAAUUAAAACCCAGGUUUGUUGCCUCUCGGGCGUUAUUCUUUGGGCCCAAAUCUUUUUUAGAUUAUUGUGAUUUAAUAGGCUUUAGGGUUCGAAAGGAGCUAAGAAAUCAAGAUUUAAAAACCAUCUAGUUCAUUAAUGUAAAUGAUGCACCAUAAUAGAAAGUCAUUUUUCAAGCAUUCUUCCAAAGUUGCCAAGGGAUUUUAGUAAAUAAUUAUCUGUAAAUAAUAAUGAUAGCAACCUCACCCACCAUUGAGUGCCUUGUGUUUAUGAAUAUUAGGAUAGAAUUAUAUUCUGGAAAUAUUUGGUUUAUUUAUCUUAUUUGUAAAUACAUAUUUUUAAGAUUAUCGCUCAGAUGAAUUAAUUGGACUCUUUUGCUUUAGCUUCUAUGUUAAAAUGACUAAUAAGAUGAUCUGCAAUUAAUUUUAAUAUAGGAUACAGGGAAGAAUCAUCAUUUUUAUUCUAAUUUUAAUAUUAGUUUAUGCUUCUGACUUUAAAGAAUUGAGGUAGACAACAAGAGGAGUUACUUGAGUAAAUGACAUCAUUCUUUCUGCUACGUAAAGAUGUCAGAUGGUGAUUUUGAGAGCAAGGACUAUUUCAUGUAUCUUUGAAUUCAGGCAUUUAGCUCCUUUAAUAGACCAUAAGAGGUGCUUGAUAAAUAUUUGUUGAAUCAAUAAAUCAAUAAUAAAUACCAAGGGUUCCUAUUUACAUUUAAUUAAUUAAUACAGAAUAUAUUUAAAAUAUGAAUUUGUGUAAUACUAACAUUUUCCUGCCAAGGCUGCUCAAGCUCAGUAACAAGCUACACAUAUUUGGUAUAGUUCCAAAAGCAGCAAUAUUUUUGGGUCAGAAAGUUAUAUAAAUCCAGCCACAUUUUAUAAUCCAUAGGUGUUUUUCUUGACAAAAAUAUAUUUUUAUACAGAUAUCUAGUAAGUAGGAAAUGUCAGAGCUGAGUGUAAAAUAUGAAUGAUCACCUUAAAAAGUGGAAUUAUACUCUUAUCAAGUACCAAAAUAGUAAGACUCAUUUAUGUAAUAGGCAUAAAAGUACAUUCUCUGUUGUGGGGAUUUCUUUUUCAAUAUCUAGCAUAUGUUAAAGAGAUCUAUUCAGAACUCAUUCUUGAAAGACCUCUUUCUCAAAAAUAUUGUUAUAUAGCUGUAAAAGUUUUCAAAUUUUUUAUUAAUCCCAUUUUUAUUUUCCAUUAAUGACUAAACUCGUUCUCAGAAGAUUUUGGAAAUUUAUAAAUUUCUAGCACUUUUAUACUUUUGGCCUUUAAUAUGGUUACUAAGACCUUUUAAGAAACUUUUCUCUUUCUUAUAGAUAAUACUGUUUUUUAUUCAACACCUAUAAAGUUAAAAUGUUGUGUCAUAUCUGAAUAUUACAAAAUUGAAAUAUUCCAUCUAAAUAAUGUUAAUUUUUAAAAACAAAAUUAAAGUAAUAUGUCUGUAGUAAAACUCAAAUAAUACAGGAAGGUGUAAAAUAGGCAGUGAAAUUCUGCUUCCCAUAUCCUUUAGUCCUUCUAUAAAAAGAUAAUAAAGUUUCUUGUGGAUAUUUCCACAAGAAGGUAAUGUAUAUGCCAGGCUAUAUAUAUAUGCUAAAACAUAAGUGUAUAUUUACAGGUCCACAUUUUAAACCACAAAUAAUAGUUUAUAUAGUCCUUGCAUUGUGAAAAGUGCAUGUAAAACUCAUAUAUCUUAAUCUAUGUUAGAUUAAGACUGAUGGUAUAGCAAAGUGCAUUUUGUCACUAAGUCCCUGACUCUGAGAAGAGGUCAUCAGUUUUGCCCCAGAAUGAAAAUGCACAAGUGGGAGAUAAGGCUUGAGCUGUUUAUAAUGAAUUAAUAGAAAAACUACUAUCAGAACUGGAUUUUUUAAUCCUGGGGUGCCAUAUAGCCACUUAUGUCUAACUGUGGGGAAAUGGUGAACAAAUGAUUCGCCAAGCGAGCAUCCCCAGUAGGGAGAGAGCAUUUGCAUUUACCAGUAGAGAGUGCCAGUUGCAAAUCUAGGAAAUUCUCAGUCCAGACUCCAAAACUCUUGGCCAGAAUUGCACUGUAUCUACCCACGGGAUAGGAAUGUGUGGUCAACCUGUGACCUUCUUGCUUUUUCCAUUUAGACUUUGGAGUAAGAACACCUAGCAUAGCUAUUAGCCUUUAAGUAGUCAAAACACCCACA